AAACACAACUACAUUCAAUCAUGUCUAUGUCUCUAGAGAUGUUCUUGAUGUCCUCUUUUUUGUUCUUCCUCUUCUUUCCCAUGGAUACAGUUUCUCAAGGUUUUUCAGACCCAACAGGUGGACAGUUCAGCUUCAACGGCUACUUAUACACCGACGGAGUCGCAGAUCUAAACCCUGACGGAUUAUUCAAACUCAUUACUUCAAAGACGCAAGGAGGAGCUGGUCAAGUUCUCUACCAGUUCCCUCAAAAUUUCAAGAACUCAAGAAACCACACCGUUUCAUCUUUCUCCACCACCUUCGUCUUCGCCAUCAUGGCAACCCGUAAAACAGUCGCCGGUUGUGGACUCUCCUUCAACAUAUCCUCAACAAAAGGCUUGAACUCUUCCGCAAGCAACCGCUCUGUUUCAGUUGAGUUCCACACCGCCAAAACCGACGGUAAAGAUGUUAACGAGGUUGUUAUCAACGUCAGUGGUUUAGAUUCAUAUAGAAACCACUCUGCUGGCUAUUUUAAAGAUGAUGGUAGUGGUUUUGUGGAUAUAGAGAUUGCAAGUGGGGCGCCAAUACAAGUGUGGGUUGAGUAUAACAACUCAGCUAAACAGCUAGAUGUUACAAUGCACUCUAUCUAUACAUGCAAGCCCAAGACUCCUCUGCUUUCGCUCCGAAAAGAUCUUUAUCCUUAUCUACUUGAGUACAUGUAUGUUGGCUUCACUUCAGUAGGUAGUCCAACUUCUUCUCACUAUAUUCUUGGAUGGAACUUCAACAACAACGGGUCAGUUUUACCUAUAGUUCACUCUCGUCUCCCCAAACUUCCUGAUGAUAAAGAUCGGUCGUUGAGCCGCAAGAUCUUGGCGAUUAGUUUGAGUCUUUCAGGGUUUACACUCAUUGUAGUCUUGGUUUUUGGAGUUGUCUUCUACUUGAAGAGGAAUAAGUUCUUGGAAGUUAUUGAGGACUGGGAGGUUCAGUUUGGUCCUCAUAGAUUCACUUACAAAGAUCUUUUCAUCGCCACAAAAGGUUUCAAGAACAGUGAGCUUCUUGGAAGAGGAGGCUUUGGAAAAGUCUUUAAAGGGAUCUUACCAUUGUCUAGCAUACCGAUCGCGGUGAAGAAGAUUUCUCAUGAUUCGAAACAAGGAAUGAGAGAGUUUUUGGCUGAGAUUGCUACCAUUGGAAGACUAAGACAUCCAGAUUUAGUUCGUCUUCUUGGCUAUUGUAGACGCAAAGGAGAGCUUUACUUGGUUUAUGACUUUAUGCCUAAAGGAAGCCUUGAUAAGUUUCUUUACAAUCAACCAGAUCAAGUUCUUGAUUGGUCACAGAGAUUUAAGAUCAUCAAAGAUGUUGCCUCGGGGCUUUGCUAUUUGCAUCAGCAAUGGAUGCAAGUGAUUAUCCACAGAGAUAUUAAGCCAGCAAACAUUCUUCUUGAUGAAAAUAUGAACGCGAAGCUCGGUGACUUUGGACUUGCAAAGCUAUGUGACCAUGGGAUUGAUUCUCAGUCCUCCAAUGUUGCAGGUACAUUUGGAUAUAUAUCACCAGAGCUUUCAAGAACAGGAAAAUCAAGCACAAGCUCUGAUGUUUUCGCAUUCGGAGUGUUCAUGCUGGAGAUAACCUGUGGAAGAAAACCCAUUGAGCCACGAGGAUCACCAAGCGAGAUUGUUUUGACUGACUGGGUACUAGACCGUUGGGAUAGUGGAGAUAUACUUCAGGUGGUUGAUGAAAAGCUAGGGCACAAGUAUCUUGCCGCGCAAGUAACUCUAGUUUUGAAAUUAGGGUUGCUUUGUUCGCAUCCAGUGGCAGCAACUAGGCCAAGCAUGUCAAGCGUAAUGCAAUUCUUAGACGGUGUAGCCACUCUUCCUCAUAACUUGCUUGAACUUGUGAAUGCUCGAAAUAUAGAUGGAGGAUUUGAUGCUUUGGGCGAAGCAAAAGAGCCUCCAGGGGCCAGUAGUAACACUUUUUCUUCGGUCAUGACGGAAUCGUUUGUCUCUGGUGGACGCUAACUAAUGAUCUUAUUUUUAUGUUGCAUACUUGCAUAGUACGAGAUUGUAGAAUGAGAAUGAAAUAAUGUUGUUUCCUUGUUUCCACUAAGUAUUAGGUUACGUCCUGAACAA
Messenger RNA from Brassica oleracea var. oleracea, 2099 nucleotides. RefSeq names its product putative L-type lectin-domain containing receptor kinase V.2. The record is from RefSeq and is a predicted model, not a curated record. Gene Ontology annotation, cellular component: plasma membrane. NCBI's taxonomy places the organism in Eukaryota, Viridiplantae, Streptophyta, Magnoliopsida, Brassicales, Brassicaceae. Bases 21 to 1988 code for a protein of 655 amino acids. Gene Ontology annotation, biological process: protein phosphorylation. Gene Ontology annotation, molecular function: protein kinase activity; carbohydrate binding; ATP binding. The transcript has 2 exons.